Molecule: messenger RNA, 549 nt
Organism: Colletotrichum acutatum
Lineage: Eukaryota; Fungi; Ascomycota; Sordariomycetes; Glomerellales; Glomerellaceae
Exons: 2
Coding region: 1-549 (182 amino acids)
Source: RefSeq, a predicted model, not a curated record
AUGAACGAGCACUGUCAGUACCACUUCUGGACUCUCGUCCUUGGCCGGAUCCGCACUGACCGAAAGUGGGAAGUCUUUACGCCCCACGGCCCGCUGGUCGAAGCCCUCCUUGAUCGCUUCUGCGUCGCUCGGCAGGAGUACCUGAUUUCUCGUGGCUGCGCCACUGACGAGGCCGAGGAAGACAGAGCCAAGAAUCCCAUCUUCGGCCCCAUGCUCGACAUCGCAUCCAAGGCCCAACUGGUCAGCUUGUUCUACGCCAUCCCCGACGACUGCGAUCUCCUCUUCGCUCCGUCUCCUCCUGGCCGGGCCGCCUCACCUGUCGACGACGCCGUCGCCGGUGCUGCCACUGUCGGCGCUGAUGAAUCUUCUGGCAAUACUACCGAGGAGCAGGAAGAUCAGGAGGACGACAGUCCCGCUGACAACUCUCUUGUGGUGCUGCAGCUUUGGCCUAUCGUCCGACCUCUCGCCCAUAGAGAGCAAGAGCGCCUCGGCCUCCGCACCUACCGUCGCAACGACUUGGCCAAAUAUCUGCGCAACAACACCCAGUAG